Messenger RNA from Talaromyces stipitatus ATCC 10500, 3630 nucleotides. RefSeq names its product nuclear mRNA splicing factor, putative. Gene Ontology annotation, biological process: mRNA splicing, via spliceosome. Lineage: Eukaryota; Fungi; Ascomycota; Eurotiomycetes; Eurotiales; Trichocomaceae. Gene Ontology annotation, molecular function: protein binding; U2 snRNA binding. The record is from RefSeq and is a predicted model, not a curated record. Gene Ontology annotation, cellular component: nucleus; U2 snRNP. The transcript is spliced from 4 exons. The coding region runs from base 1 to 3630 and encodes 1209 amino acids.
AUGGCGACCACUUCGAACAUGUUCAUGUACUCAUUGACGAUACAGAAUCCGACUGCUGUAACGCAAGCUAUACUUGGCCAAUUUGCGGGAACAAAGGAACAACAGAUCGUGACGGCGUCGGGAUCCAAGCUUACAAUUCAUCGCCCGGACGCCGCUCAAGGCAAAGUCACCCCGAUAUAUACGCAGGAUGUCUUUGGUAUAAUCAGAUCUCUUGCCGCUUUCCGGCUGGCCGGAAGUAACAAAGAUUACAUCAUCAUUGGAUCGGAUUCGGGUCGUAUUACCAUUAUUGAGUACGUACCGUCACAGAAUAGAUUCAACCGCAUCCAUCUGGAGACAUUUGGAAAGUCGGGUGUGCGACGCGUGAUUCCUGGCCAGUAUCUUGCAGUGGACCCCAAAGGACGAGCUUGCCUCAUUGCGUCGGUCGAAAAGAACAAGCUUGUUUAUGUUCUCAACCGUAACUCCCAAGCAGAAUUAACAAUCUCCUCCCCUCUCGAGGCACACAAGGCACAGACACUUGUUUUUGCUCUUACUGCUCUAGAUGUGGGAUAUGACAAUCCUAUCUUCGCCGCCAUUGAAGUAGAUUAUUCCGAGUGUGACCAGGAUCCCACCGGUCGAGCAUACGAGGAAGUUGAAAAACAACUUGUAUACUAUGAGCUUGAUCUUGGUUUGAACCAUGUGGUUCGCAGAUGGUCGGAUGUCAUAGACAGAACUUCGAAUAUAUUAUUUCAAGUUCCUGGAGGUGCCGAUGGUCCGAGUGGUGUGCUUGUGUGCGCUGAAGACAGUAUCACAUAUCGACACUCGAACCAAGAUGCAUUCCGUGUCCCAAUUCCUCGCCGCAGAGGUCCCACAGAAAACCCCGAGCGGAAGCGAUCUAUCACAGCUGGUGUCAUGCACAAGAUGAGGGGUGCCUUCUUCUUUUUGCUGCAAACCGAGGACGGUGAUCUGUUCAAAUUGACCAUCGACAUGGUCGAAGAUGACAACGGCCAGCUUACCGGUGAGGUCAAGCGACUCAAAAUUAAAUACUUUGACACUGUUCCCAUCGCCACAAACCUGCUGAUCUUGAAGAGUGGUUUCUUGUUUGUUGCGAGCGAAACAGGCAAUCAUCACUUCUAUCAGUUCGAGAAGCUCGGUGACGAUGAUGAAGAAACCGAAUUCCCAAGUGAUGAUGUCUCCGCCGAUUUAGCCGACCCCAUAAUUCCAGUUUACUUCAAUGUGAGAGACGCCGAGAAUCUGAACCUGGUUGAAAGUGUCAAUUCUCUGAACCCCAUCAUGGAUUGCAAAAUCACAGAUUUGUUAGCAGAAGAUGCCCCGCAAAUUUACACCAUAUGUGGUACGGGUGCUAGGAGUACUUUCAGAACUCUCAAGCAUGGGCUUGAUGUCUCUGAGAUUGUCGAGUCUGAACUUCCUAGCGUCCCGUCAGCUGUCUGGACCACAAAGCUGACCCGUAAGGAUGAGUUUGACGCAUAUAUUGUUCUGUCCUUUACGAAUGGAACUCUGGUUCUCAGUAUCGGCGAAACAGUUGAGGAAGUCACAGAUACUGGAUUUCUGUCUACGGCACCUACCUUGGCCGUUCAACAACUUGGCGAAGACUCUUUGAUCCAAGUUCAUCCCAAAGGAAUCAGACAUAUUCUUGCCGAUCAUCGCGUCAAUGAAUGGCCUGCGCCUCAGCAUCGAACGAUUGUUGCUGCCGCUACCAACGAGCGCCAAGUCGCAGUUGCCUUGAGUUCUGGUGAGAUUGUGUACUUUGAGAUGGACACGGAUGGCUCGCUGGCCGAGUACGAUGAAAAGCGUCAAAUGUCAGGCACAGUCACAUCCCUGAGCUUGGGUGAAGUUCCUGAGGGUCGUGUACGAAGCUCUUUCCUAGCUGUCGGCUGUGAUGACUCGACUGUUCGAAUUUUGAGCCUGGAUCCGGACUCGACUUUAGAGAACAAGUCCGUGCAAGCUCUGACGUCUGCGCCGUCUGCCUUAAACAUCAUGUCGAUGGCCGAUUCGACCUCUGGCGGUUCAACGCUGUAUCUGCACAUCGGACUGUACUCUGGUGUCUAUCUCCGAACGGUGCUUGACGAAGUUACUGGCGAGCUUUCCGAUACUCGAACACGAUUCCUAGGCGCCAAGCCAGUAAAGCUGUUUGGAGUUUCCGUGAAGGGCCAGUCUGCGGUUCUUGCUCUUAGCUCUCGCCCGUGGCUUGGGUAUUCUGACAUACAAACCAAGAGCUUCAUGCUUACUCCCUUGGACUAUGUUGGUUUAGAAUGGGGAUGGAACUUUUCCAGUGAGCAGUGCUUGGAGGGCAUGGUCGGAAUUCAGGGUCAAAAUUUACGGAUCUUCUCCAUUGAAAAACUGGACAACAACGUUUUGCAAGAGUCAAUUCCUCUGGCAUAUACGCCACGACAUUUUGUGAAACAUCCAGAGCAACCUCUGUUUUACGUUAUUGAGUCAGAAAACAAUGUCCUCGCUCCAGCUACACAAACUCGUUUACUGGAAGACUCCAAAUUGCAAAAUGGGGAAGCUGUCAUUCCUCCGGCAGAAACUUUCGGUUUUCCACGAGCUACCGGCCAUUGGGCUUCUUGCAUUGAAGUCGUUGACCCUAUCAAUUCCAAGUCGGUUCUGUCACGCCUGGAACUGGAAGAGAAUGAGUCUGCUGUCAGCGUUGCAGCUGUCUCAUUUGCAAGUCAAGAUAACGAGACUUUCUUGGUUGUCGGUACCGGUAAAGAUGUUGUGACGUAUCCGAGAUCUUUCUCCGCAGGUUUCAUUCAUAUCUAUCGAUUCCAAGAGGACGGUAGAGAAUUAGAAUUCAUUCACAAGACCAAGAUUGAGGAGCCGCCCCUUGCCCUUCUCGCCUUUCAAGGACGUCUGGUUGCCGGUAUCGGUAAAAAUCUAAGGGUCUACGAUCUUGGUAUGAAGCAGAUGCUUCGAAAGUGCCAAGUUGAAGCUUCUCCAAAUCUUAUUGUGGGCUUACAAACUCAAGGCAGCCGUAUCAUUGUCAGCGAUGUGCAAGAGAGUGUUACUUAUGUGGUGUAUAAGUACCAAGAAAACCAACUGAUACCUUUCGUUGAUGACGUUAUUGCACGCUGGACUACGGCCACGACAAUGGUGGAUUACGAAACAACAGCCGGAGGUGAUAAAUUCGGUAACUUGUGGCUUGUUCGUUGCCCGAAAAAGGUGUCUGAGGAAUCCGAUGAAGAUGGUUCUGGCGCGCAUCUCAUUCAUGAACGUUCAUAUCUACAAGGGACACCAAACCGAUUGGAUCUGAUGGUCCAUUUCUAUACCCAAGAUAUUCCUACAAGCCUCCACAAGACUAACCUGGUUGUCGGAGGAAGAGACAUUCUCGUGUGGACUGGUUUGCAGGGUACAAUCGGUAUGAUGAUUCCGUUUAUCAGCCGUGAGGAUGUCGAUUUCUUUCAAAACCUGGAGAUGCAACUUGCCUCUCAGAAUCCGCCUUUAGCUGGACGGGAACAUCUCAUAUACCGAAGUUAUUACGUUCCUGUCAAGGGCGUGAUUGACGGUGAUUUGUGCGAAAGCUACUUCCUUCUUCCGAAUGAUAAAAAGCUCAUGAUUGCUGGGGAGUUGGACCGGAGUGUUCGGGAAAUUGAGCGCAAGAUCUCGGACAUGAGAACCCGUGUGGCUUACUGA